This is a messenger RNA of Brugia malayi, 654 nucleotides long. It is a transcript of the gene Bma-cyn-12, whose product is annotated as cyclophilin-type peptidyl-prolyl cis-trans isomerase-12, Bmcyp-12. The transcript has 5 exons. Lineage: Eukaryota; Metazoa; Nematoda; Chromadorea; Rhabditida; Onchocercidae. Gene Ontology annotation, cellular component: catalytic step 2 spliceosome. Gene Ontology annotation, biological process: protein peptidyl-prolyl isomerization; protein folding. Bases 1 to 654 code for a protein of 217 amino acids. The record is from RefSeq and is a predicted model, not a curated record. Gene Ontology annotation, molecular function: peptidyl-prolyl cis-trans isomerase activity.
AUGCCAGCGUCACAUUCUACUUCUACAAGACCUCCAUUUGUUGCUUUAGAAACGAGCAUGGGAAUGAUCUGUAUCGAACUGUAUUGGGACCAUGCUCCGAGAACGUGUAAAAAUUUUGCUGAACUGGCCCGGCGAGGAUACUACAAUGGAACCAUAUUUCAUAGGAUAAUUGCCGAUUUCAUGAUACAAGGCGGAGAUCCUACUGGAACCGGUCGUGGUGGUGCAUCAAUCUAUGGUGACAGAUUUCCGGAUGAAAUCCAUGACAAUUUAAAGCACAGUGGUGCUGGGAUUAUUUCUAUGGCUAACACUGGACCAAAUACGAAUGGUUCACAGUUUUUCAUAACUUUAGCACCAGCACAACACCUGGAUGGAAAACAUACAAUUUUUGGACGAGUUGCGGCCGGAAUGAGAGCUGUACAAAGGAUUGGACUAGUAGAUACAGAUGCUCAUGAUGGACCAAAAAGUACACACAUUUCCGUUACCCAGAAUAUGAUUUACGAGUGGGAUGAAAUGGGCGUGUUUGUUGUGCCUGCAUGUAUGUAUGUAUGUGUGUGUGUGUGUGUGUGUGUGUGUGUGUGUGUGUGUGUGUGUGUGUGUGUGUGUGUGUGUGUGUGUGUGUGUGUGUCCGUAUUUGGGAAAGUUAAUGUAAGCUGA